AACAAGAUAGCUAUCGCCCUUAUCCUCAAGAAAUGGCGUUACAGAACUACACCCACCUUGAGACAUCCAGAAAUGUCCUUCUAAACAGAAAGAUUUACAUGACCCAAGGCGGGAAGGAAGGUAUUCGGGAGCCGACGACCAACAGGACACGAUUAGGAACGUCUCCAGCGGAGGAAUUCGGUCCUCUAGCAGCCACGUUUAGGCGGCGGUUGCUGGUUGGUUUUGGGUCAGCCUCUGUUGUGGCUUUUGGCGCAAAUUUUGCCGGAAUUACUAGUUUUCUUCUGGGGUUAGCGCCGGAGAGUGGCAGGAAUCUCAAGCUGGACGUGCUUUAUCCCAUCAAAGGAUACAGUCGAUGCAUCGAGACCGAUGAAGGAUUCGAAUUUAUAUACCCCGCGAGUUGGGUCGGAGACCAAACGUUGUUAUACAGAGCGGCGGAGAAAACAGAGAAGUCACUUGAUCCGCCGCCGUUAGCUAAUUUAAACUCCGGUGGCGGGCGACGCCAGAAGAAUGUCAAUGAACCAGUAGUUGCCUUUGGGCCUCCGAAUUCAAGCGGCGAGCUCAAUGUUAGCGUCGUCGUCUCACCGGUCCCCCUCGACUUCUCAAUUGAAGCAUUUGGUGGGCCAAAAGAAGUGGGAGAAGCUCUGGUUCGGACGGUAACCGGCUCCGGACGGCGUCCCGAUCUGAGAGGAACUCUACUGAAAUCAACUCUCAGAGAGGAUCCUCCAAAGAAUGUUAAAUACUAUGAGCUGGAGUUUAAAGUUGAAAGCACGUCGUUCCAACGGCAUAAUAUUGCAGUUUUUUGCACUCGCCGUGGCCGACUCUACACCCUGAACGCACAGGCACCGGAGUCGGAAUGGCCAGCAAUCGAGCCAGCCUUCCGCACAAUUGCGGAUUCAUUUAGUCUCACCUCUUGAUAUCUCCAGGCAACGACCUGGCAAAGCCAUUAUCUUGCCUGUCUAUGUAGAGAUUUUGAUUUCCUUAUGAAUCUUGUUACAUGGAUACAAAACAGGUGCCGGAGAUGAUUAGGAA
Messenger RNA from Rubroshorea leprosula, 1029 nucleotides. Lineage: Eukaryota; Viridiplantae; Streptophyta; Magnoliopsida; Malvales; Dipterocarpaceae. The record is from the annotation of a GenBank genome assembly.